UGUAAAUGUAGAUUCUACAAAAUAGCAAUAUCUGUGUUCUAGCCAAAACAGUUACCAACAGUACGCGUUAUUAUAUAGCCGUUGGAGCACAAGUGCAUAACGUUACAACACGAUACCAGUACGAUGUUAGUGGAUACCAAGCAACUAAUUCGCUUGAUUACAAUAUUCAGCUGUUAUUUCAUAUGCGAAACAACGGACCCAUUAAAAGGUUGCACUGAUGUUAUGUAUGUAACAAACGAAAUUAUAAACAACCUGAUACCAGCUGUGAGAGAUUUGAUUAUACAGAAAAGUAUUGAACAAUAUUCUUUCACGAUAAUGGUUAAUACUCUUUUACCACUAGAUUCAUCAGAGGUUGCCAGGCAAAAAUUAGAUUCUAUGGACAUAUCAGACAGAGAGGCGGUACUUCAAUAUAUCAUAAAGUCCAAUAUAGAAGACCAAAAUGAAAUUGUCAAUAUUGAUGAAACAGAAAUUGAAGAGUACGUGCAAAGUUAUGAUGGUGAAAGGGACAUACGCAUACAGAUAUUGUUGCCAUCAAUGAUGCGGGUACUUCACUACGCAUUUGGUUUGUUAGAAAUGUGUUACACCGACGGUGAUAAAAAAUGUGAAUUGAUGGCAUUGAUCAAAUCAUUUUCAAAUCCUCAAAAUAAAUAUACUAAAGCAAAAUGCGUAAGAGGCCAAUGUGUUAUUACUGAAAUUACUCCGGACGGAAAUACAUUGAUGUAUAACUACGUUGAUAAAAAAAAAUUUAAUUUAUACGCUGCUUGUUAUUUAGGCUCCACUUUCAUAGAUUACAUUUUAUGGAUGGGCAAAUAAAAUUGUUUAUUUUUUUAUACAUACUAUUAUACCUACUAUUAUAGAUGAUUUAUUUUAAAUGAUUUGCGAUAU
Adelges cooleyi (spruce gall adelgid) is the source of this 885-nucleotide messenger RNA. RefSeq lists its product as uncharacterized. The transcript has 11 exons. NCBI's taxonomy places the organism in Eukaryota, Metazoa, Arthropoda, Insecta, Hemiptera, Adelgidae. The record is from RefSeq and is a predicted model, not a curated record. The coding region runs from base 124 to 813 and encodes 229 amino acids.